Messenger RNA from Lactuca saligna, 357 nucleotides. NCBI's taxonomy places the organism in Eukaryota, Viridiplantae, Streptophyta, Magnoliopsida, Asterales, Asteraceae. The record is from the annotation of a GenBank genome assembly.
AUGGAUCAUGGAAAGGCAAUCGUCGAUGGUGGGGUGUCAGUUGAGGGUACUAGUGGGUUACUUCCCCACGAGAAGUUGAAGGCCGAGUUAGAGCUCUCUGACUCGGAAGGCAGUCUGGAACCAACGACUCCACUCAGCCUCUCUGAACGGGAUGAACAAGACGAGGAUGUGGAAUCCGAGGUGGAGCCUGAAGAAGAUCCAGAGGAGGAGCCCAAAGAAGACCCUGAUGAGGAACCCGAAGAAGACCCCGAGGAGGAACCCGAGGGAAAUCACGUGGAGUACCAUGUGGAACAAAGGUACGAAACGUUCCAUAUGCCCUAUGUGGAGUACACGCCAACUAGUCUUGGUACCUAUUAG